This is a messenger RNA of Hansenula anomala, 714 nucleotides long. It is a transcript of the gene LTO1, whose product is annotated as ribosome biosynthesis protein LTO1. The annotation marks the transcript as partial. NCBI's taxonomy places the organism in Eukaryota, Fungi, Ascomycota, Saccharomycetes, Phaffomycetales, Wickerhamomycetaceae. The record is from RefSeq and is a predicted model, not a curated record. The transcript is spliced from 2 exons.
GUAGACAAAAUUCAGAAAGUCAGAGUCCAGCUCGUAGUUUUCAUCAUUUAUAAACAAUCUGUAUGGGAUACAUCUAAAGAAAUGAGCCAAAUCUGAUUGUGAAAGUGGGACCGUGUUUAUAUCUGAGGCAGCUGAGCUAUCUGGUAAGCUGUCAAAAUCUGACUCCAUAUUGACCUUGGGUAAACUAAUUCUUUGUGAAAUAUAAAGCUUUUUAACUCGGUAACUCUAAGUUUUUUCUAUUAAUUCUUUCGUUUGGUUGUCACCUCGUUUGGUUGGCUCGAGGAAUUCUGGAUUUUAUAACUUUUAAGUCAUUUAUGACAGAAAAAAAAACUUUACAUGAGAUUUUAUGUUCAACACAACACCAACAUCACAGUACUGAAAAUGGAUUUCGAUGAAGUAUUGAACCUGGAAGAGCAAUUCUAUAAAGAAGGUUUCGAAGAAGGACAAGCCGAAUCCACUAAAAAAUCAUUUUUAGAAGGGAAAGAGUAUGGUUUACAAGCUGCAUUCCAGAAAUAUGUUUUUGUGGGACAAGUGCAAGGUAUAGUGGACUUGUUGGUCGAAGGAUUUGGUGGUGAACUAUCUGGUCAAGCAAAGAGCCAAUUAGACCAGAUAGUUGUGCUUAUUGAUUCCAUCAAGACGGAUAACGACUAUGGUAACGUCGUUGAAUCAGAAAAGAUCAUAACUAAAAUCAGAAACAAGGUUAGAAUAUUGAUG